AGCGGAGUGAGUGUGUGUGUGUGUGUGUGUGUAGUGAACCCCCCCGCCGCCUCGCAGGCAGUUGGUACGGUCGGGCGGGCGCUCGCGCUGGAGGCGGGCGGCAGUGUUCGGGGCGGGCGGUGCACUGACUGCCCCCGCCGGCGCUGAGAGAGAGAGAGAGAGAGAGAGGGAGCGGAGCUGCUGAGUGAGCGCAGCCGGGCUCAGCGCUGUUUCUCCCGGGAGCAGCUGGGGCUCACACCGCCGCCGCAGCAGCGCGCUCAGACAUGACUCCUGCGCCCGCUGCGCGCCCUGCCUAGAGGAUUACAGCUCCGUCAGCCGCCUGUGUGAGUGAGUGAGUGAGUGAGUGUGUGAGUGAGAGUAAGUUUAUCAGGCGGUGAGAGCGGCAGUGUGAGCGGAUCCGCACCAUGAAGCGCCUCCAGCACCUCAGCCUGCUCGCGCUCUGCCUCUGCGCGACCUGUGUGUGUGGCAGCACGGACUGUUCCUGUGGGAAGAAUCACUUCACUUGUGCGGUGAGUGUGUUUGGCGAGUGCACCUGCAUCCCAGCACAGUGGCAGUGUGAUGGAGAUAACGACUGCGGAGACCACAGUGACGAGGACGGCUGCAUGCUGCCCACUUGCUCUCCUCUGGACUUCCACUGUGAUAACGGGAAGUGUAUCCGCCGCUCGUGGGUGUGUGACGGAGACAACGACUGCGAGGACGAUUCGGAUGAGCAGGACUGCCCUCCUCGGGAGUGUGAAGAAGACGAGUUUCACUGUCAGAAUGGUUACUGCAUCCGCAGCCUGUGGCACUGUGAUGGAGACAAUGACUGUGGAGACAACAGCGAUGAACAGUGUGACUUGAGGAAGUGUUCUGAUAAGGAAUUCCGCUGCUCUGAUGGGAGCUGUAUAGCUGAGCACUGGUACUGCGACGGAGACACGGACUGUAAAGACGGAACGGAUGAAGAGAACUGCCCCACAGACGUCAUGGCUGCUACGUGCAGCGUGGAAGAGUUCCAGUGUGCAUACGGCCGCUGCAUUCUGGACAUUUACCACUGCGAUGGAGACGAUGACUGCGGAGACUGGUCCGACGAAUCAGACUGCUCCUCUCACCAGCCGUGUCGUUCGGCUGAGUUCAUGUGUAACAGUGGGAUGUGCAUCAACGGUGGAUGGAGGUGUGAUGGAGAGUUUGACUGUGACGACCAAUCAGACGAGAACAACUGCACUGUACCUGUGUGUAUGGCUGAACAGUUCCGUUGUGCGUCCGGUCGUUGUGUGCGGUUGUCAUGGAGAUGUGAUGGUGAGGAUGACUGCACUGAUGGCAGUGAUGAAGAGGGCUGUGACAAAAAUGUAGGUUCACUUCCUUCCUGUGCGUCUGAUCAGUUCCAGUGUGGGAACGGCCGCUGCAUCGGCCAGCGCAAAGUGUGUAACGACCUCAACGACUGUGGAGACGGAACAGAUGAACAUCCGCACCAGGAAUGCCGGCCUCGAUCGACUGACGGGAACUGUAACCUUGGGAACGGCGGCUGCUUUCAGAAAUGUCAGAUGUCUCGAGGUUUGGUUCAGUGUAGCUGUCACACCGGGUACAGACUGAGGGAGGACGGCAAGACCUGCCAAGAUGUGGAUGAGUGUGCUGAGGAGGGUUACUGCAGUCAGGGCUGUACCAACACAGAGGGGGGCUUCCAGUGCUGGUGCGUUCAGGGUUACGAGCUCAGACCCGACAAACGCAGUUGCAAAGCGCUGGGUCCGGAGCCGGUGUUGUUGUUUGCGAAUCGGAUUGAUAUCCGUCAGGUUCUGCCGCACCGAUCAGAGUACACGCUGCUGCUGAAUAAUCUGGAGAAUGCCAUCGCGCUCGACUUUCACCACAGCAGGGAGCUGGUGUUCUGGUCCGACGUCACGCUCGACCGCAUCAUGAAAGCCAACCUGAAUGGCAGCAAUGUGGAGGAGGUCGUGUCCACCGGGCUCGAGAGUCCAGGUGGUCUGGCAAUAGACUGGAUCCAUGAUAAGCUCUACUGGACUGACUCGGGGACGUCACGCAUCGAGGUAGCCAACCUCGACGGCUCACACCGUAAAGUGCUGAUUUGGGAGAGUAUGGAGAAACCCCGCGCUAUCGCCCUGCACCCCAUCGAAGGGAAGAUUUACUGGACAGACUGGGGAAACACUCCGAGGAUCGAGUACGCCAACAUGGACGGGUCAGGACGCAGGAUCAUCGCCGAUACCAACCUGUUCUGGCCAAACGGACUCACCAUCGACUACGCCGGCCAUCGCAUGUACUGGGUGGACGCCAAGCACCACGUGAUCGAGAGAGCUGAUCUGGACGGGAAAAACCGCAAAGCCGUCAUCAGUCAGGGUCUCCCGCACCCGUUUGCCAUCACGGUGUUCGAGGACAGUCUGUACUGGACCGACUGGCACACCAAGAGCAUCAACAGCGCCAAUAAAUUCACGGGAAAGAACCAGGAGAUCAUCCGCAACAAACUGCACUUCCCCAUGGACAUCCACACGCUGCACCCGCAGAGACAGCCCGCAGGUGGACGUAAUCGCUGCGGCUCUAAUAACGGUGGCUGUAGUCACCUGUGUCUCCCCAACAGCAAGGCCUACACGUGCGCCUGUCCCACUGGCUUCAGGAAAGUGGACCAGUACAGCUGUGCCCUGAGUCUUGACAAGUUCCUGCUUUUUGCCCGAAGGACGGACAUCCGUCGGAUCAGCUUCGACACCGAGGACAAAUCGGACGACGUUGUCCCUCUGGCGGACGUUCGGAACGCCGUGGCGCUCGACUGGGAUGCCAAAGAUGGAAAAAUAUACUGGACCGACGUCACCACAGAUUCCGUCGUCCGCGCGCUGUGGAACGGAUCAGAACAGGAAGUUGUAGUGGACACCAGUCUGGAAAGCCCUGCAGGUCUCGCUAUUGACUGGCUCACACACAAACUCUACUGGACUGAUGCAGGUACCGAUCGCAUCGAGGUGUCCAACACGGACGGCAGCAUGCGCACCGUGCUCAUCUGGGAAAACCUGGAUCGCCCUCGAGACAUCGUGGUGGAUCCUAUCGGAGGAUUCAUGUACUGGACAGAUUGGGGAGCGAACCCGAAGAUCGAGCGAGCCGGAAUGGAUGCGUCCAAUCGCAUCGUUAUCAUCUCUACCAAUCUAACGUGGCCCAAUGGAUUAGCGAUCGAUUACGAGACUCAGCGGCUUUACUGGGCCGACGCCGGCAUGAAGACCAUCGAGUUCGGCAACUUCGACGGCUCGGACAGACAGGUGCUGAUUGGCAGUCAGCUGCCCCAUCCGUUUGGCCUCACACUGCACGAAGACAAGAUCUACUGGACAGACUGGCAGUCCAAGAGCAUCGAAAGUGCUGACAAACUGACCGGUUUGGGACGAAGCACAUUAGCGGACAAUCUGGAGAACCUCAUGGACAUCCACAUGUUCCACAGACACCGAGAAGCAGUCCAGACCGCGUGCGCGGUGAAUAAUGGCGGCUGUAGUCAUCUGUGUUUACUGGCUCCUGAAGGCUCCAGCUGUGCCUGUCCUACUGGAAUAAACCUACAGGUGGACGGAAAAACCUGCACUCCAGGAAUGAACAGUUUCCUAAUCUUCGCACGGAGGACAGACAUCCGGAUGGUUUCUCUUGACAUCCCGUAUUUUGCUGACGUGGUUUUGGCUGUUAACGGGUCCAUGAAGAACACCAUCGCCAUCGGCGUGGAUCCCAGAGAGGGUAAAGUGUAUUGGUCAGACAGCACUCUGAAGAAGAUCAGCAGAGCCAACAUGAACGGCUCAGGACACGAGGACGUCAUUUCCACCGGUUUGGUGACGACCGAUGGUCUUGCUGUCGACUCAGUCGGAAGGAAAAUCUACUGGACGGACACGGGAACGAACCGCAUAGAAGUGGCCAAUCUGAACGGCUCCAUGCGGAAAGUUCUGGUGUGGAGAAACCUGGACAGCCCUCGUGCCAUCGCUCUGUACCAUGAAAUGGGCUACAUGUACUGGACAGACUGGGGUGAACAUGCCAAGCUGGAGCGAGCGGCGAUGGACGGGUCCGGCCGCGUGGUUCUGAUCAAUAAUAAUCUGGGCUGGCCAAACGGACUCGCCAUAGACAAGGCUGGGUCACAGCUACUCUGGGCCGACGCCCACACAGAGCGAAUCGAAGCAGCGGAUCUGAAUGGGUCGAACCGCAGGACGCUGGUUUCUCCGGUUCAGCACCCGUACGGCCUUACGCUGCUCGGGCCGCACAUCUACUGGACCGACUGGCAGAGUCGCAGCAUCCAGAGAGCUGACAAGAACACAGGAGACAACAUCAUCACCGUCCGCUCCAACCUGCCCGGACUCAUGGACAUCCAGGCCAUGGAGAGGGACAGGCCUCUGGGCUUUAAUCGUUGUGGUCGGAAUAACGGCGGCUGUACCCACCUGUGUCUGCCACGUCCGAACGGCACGUCGUGCGCUUGUCCUACAGGCGUUGUACUGAAGAGUGAUGGCAGGUCAUGUGACGACAUUCCUGAGUCUUACCUGCUCUUCUCAAACCGCGUCAGCGUGCGGCGUAUCUCCCUGGACACCAGCGACCACACAGACGUCCACGUCCCCGUCCCUGAGCUGCACAACGUCAUCUCGCUCGACUAUGACAGCGUCCAGGGCAAACUGUACUACACCGACGUCUCCCUGGAUGUCAUUAGACGGGUGAAUCUGGACGGGAGCGGGAUGGAGACGGUGAUCAGUCAGGGUCUGAAGACUACAGACGGACUUGCCGUCGACUGGGUGGCCAGAAACAUGUACUGGACCGACACGGGUCGAAACACCAUUGAGGUUUCCAGACUGGACGGAUCAGCACGGAAAAUCCUGAUCAACAACAGCCUGGAUGAGCCGAGAGCCAUCGCCGUGUUCCCCAGUAAAGGGUAUUUGUUCUGGACAGACUGGGGUCAUAUCGCUAAAAUCGAGCGCGCUAAUCUGGACGGUUCCGACCGCAAAGUUCUGAUCAACACGGACCUCGGGUGGCCGAACGGACUCACGCUCGAUUACGACACGCGCAGGAUCUUCUGGGUGGACGCCCACCUGGAUCGCAUCGAAAGUUCGGACCUGAGUGGCAAACUGCGCCAAGUUCUCGUCACGCCUGUAUCACAUCCGUUUGCUCUCACUCAGCUGAAGCCGGUUUCCUCCCCUCUAAUUCGUUUCUCCCGCAUCUCGCAGCAAGACCGCUGGAUCUACUGGACAGAUUGGCAAACCAAGUCAAUCCAGAGAGUGGACAAACACACGGGCCGCAACAAAGAGACCGUCCUUGCUAACGUCGAGGGGUUAAUGGACAUUAUAGUGGUGGCACCCAACCGGCAGUCUGGCACUAAUCACUGUGGGGUGAAUAACGGAGGCUGUACACACCUGUGCUUCGCCAAGUCAAAUGGGUUUGUGUGCGCGUGUCCUGAUGAGCCUGACGAGCGGCCGUGCUCCACCAUUGCUGGUUUUGUUCCUGUCGUGCCAGACAAAGUGACCGCCGGCACUCAAGCUCCGAACAGACGAGUAAAACUGCCGACAGACAGACCACAGCAGGGCCGACCUGCACAGAACUGCACAGAGAAGAGCGGCGCUGUGGACGGCUGUGUUCAGAGCAACGUGGUGUCUGCGCCUCACGGUGAAGGCCUUCACAUCAGCUAUGUGAUUGGAGGAGCGCUGACGGUGCUGGCCAUCCUCAUCCUCAUCGCCGUCUUCAUCAUUUACAGGCACAAAAAGUCCAAGUUUGCUGAUCCUGGAGUGAGCAACCUAACGUACAGUAAUCCUUCCUACCGAACCUCAACACAGGAAGUGAAAAUAGAAACGGUGCAGAAACCACCGAUAUACAACCAGCUACGAUAUAAAAAAGAGCAGGAGAGUAGUUAUACCAACGAGAAGAUCCGUAUCGUGGAGGGGGUGUGUCUGCUCUCAGGGGAGGAGCUUUACUGGGAGGAUCUGAAGCAGCUGAAAGUGUGUCGAGGAGGCACCUUUAAAACCUGCAUGCGCACCGACACGGUGUCCUUACAGGCGAGCUCCGCCUCCCUUCAGGCAAGCUCCGCCUCCUUAGAUGACACCGAGACCGAACAGCUGCUUCAGGGUGACCAAUCAGAAUGCUCGAGUCUGAACACUGCUCCCGUGGUCACGCCCAAACGCCACAGCAUGCUCCCGGACACGGGCUGGGUCCCAAAUCGCAAACCCUCCACUGAGAGCGAAGUGUGAAGCUCAGUCACACACACACACACACACACACACACACACACACACACACACACUGCACUGGCUCACCAUCCAGUAUCUUCAGUGGACGAACAAUGCUACUAUUACAUCGUAUAUUGUUUGUUUGUUUUCAGAGAAAUACGAUCAGACCCGGCGCAAAAGAACAACAGACAAUUUAAGAAACACUAAAAUAUUGAUCUAUCAGUAUCCUGGGCACUGUUGUUGUUGUUGUUGUUGUUGUUGUUUUAAAAACAGAUUAUUGUGUGUAAAAUUAGUUGUUUUUUUUCCUGAUUCGAUGGUAACCACCAGACGGUUUUUAACAGGAGGCUCCGCCCCUUGCCCGGCCCCCUUCAUCACUCAUCUUUCCUUUAUGGACUUUAUUUCUCUGGAAAUCUUUCCUCAGUAUAAAGUGCUGAAACUGCUCAAGGCCUCACCGGACUCGGAUGGCUGACGGCGCGGCGCACACGUCCAGAGCUCCGUCGCGGCUCUUUCUCAGCCUCGUGACAGAUAAACAGCCUCAUGAUGGAAACACGCCUUCCGUUCCUCACCGUCUGUCUCUCAGCUCCAACGUUUUACUCCCUUCUUCUCCUUCUUUUGUAAAUGUAGACAGUAUCGGCAUCAUGUACUUGAUUGACAGCUCAGUCAGAAAUCACACACGCCCCUUUUCCACCAAAGCAGUUCCAGGGCUGGUUCGGGGCCAGUGCUUAGUUUGGAACCGGGUUUUCUGUUUCCACUGACAAAGAACUGGCUCUGGGCCAGAAAAACCGGUUCCAGGCUAGCACCAACUCUCUGCUGGGCCAGAGGAAAGAACCGCUUACGUCAGCGGGGGUCGGAGUUGUUAAGACCAACAACAAUAACAAGACGGCGAAAGAUCGCCAUUUUUAAGCGACGAGAAGUCAUCCAUUAUUAUUAUUAUUAUUGUUGUUGCUGCUGCUGCUUCUUCCGUGUUGUUUUCGCUUCGAUAUUCGUGCCAAGGUUUAUGCAAACGUAGCGACGUAACUGACGUAUACAGCGACGUAAUGACGUGGCUUCCCUUAGCACCGCGAGCUAUGGAAAAGCAAACUGGUUCUCAGCUGGCUCGCAAGUUGAACGAGUUGUGAACCAGCACCGGCACUGGCCCUGAACCAGCCCUGGAACUGAUUUGGUGGAAAAGAGGAAACAUGCACGCACACACGCGUUCCUCUUCACCCAAAUGUAGCUGUUCAGUCCAGACGCUGAGUGGUUUUUGCUUCUUUGCCGUUUUUUCCACAUCACAACGGAACAAAACUUCUAUCCUGAGAUCGUGUAGCAUACAACCACGACAGCGGUUCGAGUUGUGAUUUACCAUCUCACUGAAAAUAAGAAAGCAAACGAAAAAAGCAAAAGUAUUGGUACUCUUACCCCGUAGUCCUGAAUGUGAUUCCUGACCCGCUCCUCUCUCUCUCUCUCUCUCUCUCUCUCUCUCUCAUCUCCUAACCGGAUUGGACUCGUUCAGGGCAGCGUCAGAACGCGCCGGUGUUUUUCUCCUCCUGUGUUCUUGCGUGCGUUUUGCUGAUGUUUAUCCUGCUGAAGGCCCAUGGCCUGUUUCUGACACUGAGCUUCAGAACGCCUUGAUAAAUCUUCUGACUUCCCGGCGAUCUUCGAGCCUUCACGCUGUUCUUCCUCCCCCCUCAGACCCUUCUCUGAUUUUCCUUCUGUUUGCCCGUUCAGCAGCGAGAAGCGGAACUCCAUCCAUUCCAGCUGGCUGCCUGACUCGUUCUAAGCUUAAUAACGAUUGUGCUAGUCAUGUCGAUCUGAACAGUCUGCGCAAACUAUCACCACAGGUCAGGUUUUAUUUCUUACAACUUUUCAAAGGGUACCAAUAAUUUUAUCCGGUGAAAACCAAAGAGAAAAUUUUUUCUUGACACAAAAUCAAGCAGAGGGGUGCCAAUAUUUUUCGGCCACGUCUGUGUUUCCUCUUGUAUCAGUCGCAAACAGAUUCAUUCAUCCAGCAUGCAUGCCUGUUAUCAGAAGAAAAUAGAAAUAACUCCGUAAUGACUUCCUUAGCUGUUUUUUUUUUUCUGCUCCCCGGGUCGUCCUGGGUGUUUGGCGUAAGAGCUCGUUUUUAACCAAACUGUUCCUUAAUCCACGGAGUCUUUUACCACAACUAAAUCAUCACGACGCGCCUCGAUCAUGAAACUGUUUUAAGUAUCGCGAUAUGAUGUUUUAAGCGUAUCGCUCAGCCCAUAUUCAGAAGACUGAAUUCCUCACAAGGCGAAAGCGUUUUUAAAAAAAAAUAACCGUAUGAAUGAAGUGGAAGUGCCAAAUGGUGUGAUGUUUUCUUCACUGCAUACUGUAUUUAUAUUUCUGGAGGUGUGUCUGGAUUUUUUUGCCUUUUUUUUUCUUCACAUUUUUGAGUCAGUCCAUGGUCGAAAACCUCUUGAUUUCAGUGAAUGGACACACACACACACACACACACACACACACACACACACACACACAGAGCGCUAUAGAUCAGUUAACUUCUCAAGUUUCAGCACAAUGCUGAUUUGCUGCUAACACACACACACACACACACACACAGGGCAUGUGUCGAUAAUUGGUGUUCCAGUAUAUUUAUCAUAUCGUACCGUACGAUAUCCACAGUAUUUCAGUAUAAACAAUUCGACUUGCUGCCCCAGCGUGCUUUACUCAGGGCAGGCGGUGUGGACCGGCGACGCCUUAAGGGGCAGUGGUGUGAGGAACACGCAGGAACAGAGCGGCAGUGAUGUAAUGACCAGAGAAAUUUGGCGACCUGUAGCAAAGACGUGUGAAAUAACCGCUGGCCAUGCAAGUGAAACUAAUCAGAACUUUGAGGCGACGACCAGCGGGACUGAAGGAUACCACUGACCAACCAAUAAAUAUACAAGAGGGUUACCGACGCAACCAGAGCCUGGACUGUCCCCAAGCAACCAACUGCCAGUUACAGUAAAGUGUCAGCAAGGUUUCUGUCUGCCUGUGAACUGCGGUGAUGACGUCACCACGGUUCACUCAGCGCGACGGUGAUGAUGUGUCUAAAUCGGCUGAUGUUCUUCUCACGGUUACAUUUAGCUCGAGAACGAGCAGGAAUCACCUGUCCGUUUGCUUCUUGCUCCAUGAGCUGCCUCAGAGUCUGAGCAGUGACUUGAUUAGCGGUUCAGCUUGCGGAGGUGUGUGUGAGACUGCUGGAAUAAACAUCAAGAAAAAUCCCAAAUCAGACGAAGGCCUUUGUUAGGAACACAAUCAGAACAGGCAGUCAUGGAAACUUCAGUUCAGAAUUUUUCUUUAAAAAAAAAAAAGUGAAGAGUUAAUAUCGGCACAUGCCUGCCACACACGCUAGGGUGCAUCCGUCGCCCUCACUUUCAUAAAACCUGAUGCGUUUUUGUUCGGGUGUUCCUUUUCACCAGUAAAGACAUCCUGUAGAAUUUUUGGGCCAUAUUCAAAAGUCUAAUGGUGGCACCAUGAGGUUCAUUUUUUGCCAAAAAACACUUAAGGCCCCGGUCACACCGCCCGAACUUUGCUGGCGCGUUCCUUGAACGGUAGGGAGGGGGGGCCGAAUUUCGACAACGCUUGUCACCGCGCACAAAAUGGGAAAAAAAAUCGAAAACACUGGCGUUUGCUUAGCGGUGCACCACUGAAGCCGGCGUUGGUUUAGCGGUAGCGAGCGUUGGUUUAGCGGUGACGCGAGCAUUGGUACAGCGGCGUUCUGCGCAUGUGGGCUUUGGCUCGGUGGGGGUAUAAAGUUGGUUUAGCACCAAUCAUAGCAAGUCUCUCAGCAUCCAUGGUGAUACAGUUUUACUGUAACUUUGAGCAAAUUCGAUAUAGAUGAGGUCUGAACUCAACGGCAGCUCGAUUCCAAAUGAGCUCCUGGUCCAUUUCUCCCCGUAUUUAUAGCCAAAUUCUGGUCCCGCUCCGACACCUCUAUACCAACGCCAAACCAAAGUUCAUCGCCGCCAUGGAUAGCUGCUUCAACGCCCGACACCGUUCCAGCAACCCCGUGUCCGCUCGUAAAACGCUUACAACCGCUCCACCGAAGUUUGUGCAACGUUUAAUCGCCGCCCGGGCAACGCUGGCGAAGCAGCGGUGGUCCAGCGUUCAAGAUUUCUGCGUUGGCCUAGCGGACCCAAGCGUCCACGAACUUGCGUCUAGCGGUGCCAAACUUUGACUGGGUGUUGGUGGAGCGGGGGUGAACUUUGCCGGGGCGGAAAAUUGCCCCCUCCUCGCCGCUCGCAAUAUUUUGUGCAGCUCAAAACUUUCGGAGCGGUAGGAGGGCCCCUCGAGAAACAUCAGUGGUGGCCGAGCGUAUACGGCGUUGCUUUAACGGGGGCCAACUUUUGUUAAACGGUGGUGAACGGUUACGAGCGGUGAUGAAUUUUUUUCACCGCUCCAGCAAAGUUUGGGCGGUGUGACCGGGGCCUAAUGUUUUCGCGUAAGGUUUGAAUCACAAUGUUGGACUCCGUUUAUUGAUUUCUUGUGACCCAGAGAUCGUGUUAAGAACCUUUGCAAGGGAUUGAGAAGCAUUAAUGUGAUAUAUCUGAUGAUCAUCUGCUCUCAGCACCAGUGUCACAGUGGGAUGGCUUGGCAUCUUAGCAGAGGAUAAAGGCAACACUCUCAAACUUCAUUGUGACAAAUGAUGUGGCAGCGCGUGGCGUUAAACUAACCCAGGAGAAAGUUGGUUCUGCCACAGUAGAAGAAAGAUUCCAGAACAUUGUGCAAGUUGUAUCUUCAGUUGUCUUCAAAACAGGUAAUCCAGCAGCAUUAUAACGUUAAUAGGGGCUCGCAUACCGUAUGCAUAGGCGGCAAGCUUAAAACCAGGCUUACAGCAUUGAUAGAUAAUGCUAGUGACACCCUAAAAUAAACCUCCAAAUAUUUUUAGACAUACUGUCUACAGUAUCUAAGAUAUUUGGUAUACUCUAUAAGGUGCCAUAAUGUUUCAUGAAAAGUGAUUGAAAUUUUGUCAUAAAAGUUGUAAAAUAGCAGCUUUUUCCAUAACUUUGAGCUCCUGGUGCCGCCAUUAAACUUUAGAAUUGUGUCAAAAUAUUUCACCCAGUGUGUUUUCUCACCAAAAGGAGCAUAAAAACAAAAAUGCAUCAUGAUCGGAGGAACUUUUCAUUUUUAGGGGGCAACUGAUGCACCCUAACACACACACACACACACACACACACACACACAGCGAGGCCAAUAAUCCGGCCAGAUGGACUCGGCAGCUACUUCAGCCUCCGCUCUCGGCUUUCUCUAACACGUCCAUGUAACCCGCUUCCUGUUUGACCGACAGAUUUCAAGAUGACUGACGCAAAACCAGUUGUACAGAGUUUAAACUGCAGAGAUGCAUUUCUGUCUGUUAAAAUAAGUUUUAUUGUUGUUGUAUAGUUCCUUUUUUGUACAAAGGGAUUUUUUUCUUUUUUCUUUUUUUUUUUUACUCGUGUUAAAGGGAUUGUGAGCAUUUUUCUAAUUUAUUCACACAAAGUCAGACGGAUUCAGCUUCGUUUUAUGUUUUAUUUUCUUCUCUGUGUCCAGGUUUAAUAGCAUCAAUAAUAAUAAUAAUAAUAAUGUUUUAUAUUUUAGAGAUGGUGUUAAGUGUUUUAGCAGCUCUGCUUGUCUUCAUUAAUCCAUUUUCAUAAACUUUUAAAAAAAAUACUAAAUUAGCUAUGAGUUCCGCGCAGCAAAACUCAGAAGUGUCCAGCAUGUCACUGACCUCACAGCUCUUCAUGUACUCGCUUCAAAUCAUGGCAGUUUUAAAUAAGUGAUUUUUGUACGGUAAAAUAGCUGUUAUAACAGAGUUAUUACUGUACUCUAUUGGGGUUUAUAAAAACGAACCACGAAGGCAGUUUGUGACGGCUAUUUAAACCAAAAACUCGGGUACGUUUUUGUUUAAAAAUGAACAUUAUGACUGGUUCUGUGAUGAUUUGAUGCACGAGCUGUAGGAAAGCUGUGUUUAUCAGGAUUUUAAAUCCCGUGAGCUGUUUCUAAACACGGACUGAACAGCAGCUUCUGCACUCGGAGAAGAAAUAAAACGGUGAAUCGCUCCUCCUGACUUUGUGAAAGCAGAUUUAAAAAAAAAAAACAUUUAAUUGCCAGAACGCUCGACAGUCCCUUUAUCUUGACUCACUGGAAAGGAUUUAAUGAACCACUUUCUCUCUUUGUUUUUUUUUAUUGUCCACGCCAUGUUGAUGAUGUGCCAGUUAUUUAACAGAGUGCUCUUUUAUGUCUCAGAAAGAUCAGUACACAUGUAACUGUUGUAAAGUUAAUUAAGAGAUAUUUAUAAUUCCUUUGUUUGGAUGUCACUUGGAUGUAAAUAUGAAAAAUCUGUAUAUGAAUUUUCUGCUUUGCGAUACUAACAAGCCGUGUUGCGUGACCGUGAAUUACUUCUUUCCUAUCUUUUAAUAUAAAACUGCAUUUGCAUUUGAAUAGAAA
Molecule: messenger RNA, 12548 nt
Organism: Neoarius graeffei (lesser salmon catfish)
Lineage: Eukaryota; Metazoa; Chordata; Actinopteri; Siluriformes; Ariidae
Gene: lrp4
Product: low density lipoprotein receptor-related protein 4
Exons: 38
Coding region: 405-6161 (1918 amino acids)
Biological process (GO): receptor-mediated endocytosis involved in cholesterol transport; Wnt signaling pathway involved in somitogenesis; canonical Wnt signaling pathway
Molecular function (GO): calcium ion binding; protein binding
Source: RefSeq, a predicted model, not a curated record